GUUGACACGAACUGAAGAUUUGCUGAAAAUGGCAUUAAAUGUCUUGAAAUGUCAUUUGUUUGUCAAUGCAAUCAAAUUGAAUGCCAAAAGUGUCGGUAGUGUUGGCAUCAGAUCUCACUUCAAGUUCAGUCGACAACAACUCAAACAACAGACGAGUGUUAUCUCAAAAAUGGUGAACAGAAACGAAGACCUCAUCACAAAACUGAUGCAAAACAGACCACAAAUCAUAUCAAAGGGUUCUCCCAAUAGAAGAAAUACCAGUAAUGAAGACAACAAGACUUCGCAUGAGAUCAAUGACAAAGUGAUGACCAGAAGAAUGAUUGUUUUGAACAAACAGUUAAUGCAAUCCAUUUCAGACAUUCUGUCGACCGAACCGAUCGGUCAAGAGUUGGAAGCGCUUAAAGUGCACAUCACUCAGGUUAGAGUCAAUAAACGGUGCGAUUCGGCGAAUGUCUUCUGGAUCUCCAAAAGUGACGAAACAGAAAGAGUGGCCAAAAUGUUGGAUCAAAUGAAGGGGCGAUUGAGACACCACGUGAUGGACAGGCAUUUGAUGCAUUCCGUGCCGUGGAUUCAGUUUGUUUUGGAUGUCACCGAAAAUCAUAGCUUAGAAGUGGACAGAGUUCUCAAGACAUGUGAUUUCGGACCCGACUUCAAGCCCUUCGACGAGACUAUGUUUGAGACGCCAUACGAAAGGGUCGGUCGAAAGGACGGAAAGAUAAUCACCAAUCAAUCGGAAGAGAGUAUCGAAAAUAUGGACGGAAUCUACGAAUACAUGAAACUUAAGAAACCAAAUGAUAUGCAAAUGAAUUGUUUGGGUCUUAACUAUGAGUUGAUUAUAAAUAUAGUGUUAUCUAAUCUGAAGAAAUCUCGGGCACAACACCGAUGUUUCAACGCUGUGGCCGACCCUUUGCCGCCACCCGACUGGUCAGAGCCCACACCAAACAGUGUCGGCAGUGAAUCCGAUGCUUUCUAUAACACCGAUGAGAGGAUUAAAAAACGUGUCUUUGAUUGUGAUAAUGGAUUCAUACCAUUGUCUUCGAUGUCCUCUACUUCUCAAAUGCACACCAAUUCACCGAAGAAGAAGAAUAGAGCCGAAGGUUAUGUCAUUUAUAACGAUAAAUAUCUGUAUUCCAGAGUUAAAGAGUUGUUGACCUCAACUGAAAUCUGUGACAACCAAACGAUUGUAAAUCAUUUGCAAAAGACUUUUCCCGAAUAUAAGCGUAAGAAGAAGUCAGCGCUUCUGAGAUGUGUUGACAAGGCUUUGGAAGUGCUUAACAAAGACUUGUCUACGAGUGAUGACAACGAAGACCACGAAAGUGUGGACUCUCUCGACGUUAUCCUUGAAUCGAGACCACCGGAAGAACCGAACUUAUUAAACAAAUCCAUGAAUGAUUUGUAUUCAAACAAAUCGAUGCAUUCAGUGAACAAUACGCCCAAAAAUAGUGAGAAUUUAAGGCAUAAUAAAGUGAGCGAAAGAACUGUAAGAAGUGCUACGAAUAGGAGGACAGAGACUGAGACCAACAGUAAAGCCGAUCGAAGUAUCGAUGUUUUGCUUACAAAACAAGUACAACUAAAAGAGCGCUUUUUGGUCGAACCGAAACUCACUUUCGACGACUUCGGAGGCAUCGAUGGAGUUGUGGUCGAAAUUAAGAAAUUGAUGUUUCAUUUAAGGCAUCCGACACUCUAUACGACGAUAGGCGUUGAGCCGCCGCGAGGUUUCCUAUUGCACGGCCCGCCCGGUGUCGGCAAGUCUGCGAUCGUAGAGGCGAUUGCCAACGAUCUGCACAUACCGUACCUGAGAUGCGGUGCCACCGAAAUAGUGGCCGGAAUUUCAGGCGAAAGCGAAGCCAAGAUUCGCGAACUCUUCAGUUUAGCUCAAAGUAUGAAACCGUGUAUUCUAUUCAUCGAUGAAAUCGAUUCAAUUACUCCUAAAAGAGACAACGCUUCCAAAGAAAUGGAGAGAAGAAUUGUCACACAAUUGUUGACAUCUUUGGAUGGUUUAGGGAACAGUGAUUCGGAGGGAGUGAUGGUUAUCGGCGCUACCAAUAGACCCGAUGCGAUAGAUCCGGCUCUGAGACGCGCCGGACGUUUUGAUCGUGAAAUAAGUUUAGGAAUUCCAGACAAAAAGGCCAGAAAUGAGAUCUUAAGAGUUCUUUGCAGGAAAGUUAAGUUAACCGAAGACUUUGACUUUGUAUCUCUCGCUCACAAGACUCCCGGCUAUGUCGGCGCUGAUCUCAAGAGUUUGAUCCGCGAAUCAGCCAUUAAUGCUUUGGAAAGGAUUUUAUUGCUUAAAGAGAUUGAUAUAAACUCUUCAUUUGAUAGCAAUUCUUUGAAUAUCGAAGACAUCACAUCCUUAUUGACUAUAGAAAUGAAUGACUUUGAGAUAGCGUUGAAACAGAUUCAGCCGUCAUCUAAACGCGAAGGCUUUGCAACGGUUCCGGACGUGACGUGGGAUGACGUCGGGGCUCUGGACUCGGUUCGCAAAGACUUACAAUUGUCAAUAUUAGCGCCCAUUAAAUACGAACACGACGUCAAAGCGUUAGGUCUGUCCACAUCUGUGGGUAUACUUCUGUGCGGACCACCCGGUUGUGGGAAAACCCUUUUGGCCAAAGCCAUCGCCAAUGAAUCGGGAAUUAACUUCAUAUCAGUGAAGGGACCGGAACUGCUCAACAUGUAUGUCGGAGAGUCAGAGCGUGCCGUCAGAUCCGUCUUCAUUAGGGCUCGUAAUUCUAGACCAUGUGUUGUAUUCUUUGAUGAAAUCGAUGCUCUCUGUCCUAAACGAAGUGAUUCCGAAUCAUCAAAUGCUUCGUCACGUGUUGUGAAUCAAUUGUUGACAGAAAUGGAUGGCUUAGAGUCGAGGAAUUGUUUCCUAUUGGCGGCCACUAAUAGACCAGACAUUAUAGAUCCGGCGAUCUUAAGGCCGGGAAGGUUUGAUAAAAUACUUUACGUCGGAUUUCCUUCAAACACAGAUCGCUUUGAGAUAUUAAAAACAUUAAGUAAAAACGGAACAAAACCACCGCUAAGUCCAGACGUAGACUUGGAAGCGGUGGCUAAAGAUAAACGACUCGAUGGCAUGACUGGUGCGGACUUGCAUUCAUUACUUCGUGAGUCGUGUUUGAGUGCUCUCUCCGAGAGAAUAUCCGGACAAAUAAAAAGUGAUGUUCCGAUUGUUGUUAACUCUCAUCACAUGGAGUCUGCCUUAAGUAAAGUCAAGCCGUCUGUCAAUGACUCGGAGAGACGGAUGUAUGAAAAAAUGCAUUCCAUUCAUGGACUCAAACACUAA
Medioppia subpectinata is the source of this 3283-nucleotide messenger RNA. Lineage: Eukaryota; Metazoa; Arthropoda; Arachnida; Sarcoptiformes; Oppiidae. The record is from the annotation of a GenBank genome assembly.